UCAUGUUGGAUGCACCUGUGGUAAACUUUCAGACGUCGUAUAGUGAGUACUAAGGAACUUUUCUCCAAAACUGCGCCAUUUGAGACUAAACGAAAAAUGUCGGGUCGGGCACGAGCUAGAUCACGAGGCAGAGCACGUGAGACUACGGCACCUGGAGCGAUCCAGGCUGCAGGAGAGCCUGCACCACCGGCUCCUCUACCUGCCGAGGGAGAACUGGUCGGGAGAGGGAGGCAGAAAGCUGCUCAGAUGCCCUUUUCAGCAGAAGCUGUUCUACAGAUUUCAGCUGGAUUUCAGCAGGUGAAGCUGGGAGAACGAGGUGGACACCGCCGGGACUUUAAUGAUUCGGGGAUUAACACCAGGCAGGCUAUGGAGCACGUUAAGGAAUCCAAGUCUGGAACAUCUGGUACUCCCAUUCGUUUGACGGCAAACUUCUUUCGCAUCCUGUCCCGCCCUCAGUGGGUGCUGUAUCAGUACCACGUGGACUUUAACCCACCAAUGGAGGCUCGCCGCCUGCGGUCUGCACUCCUCUUCCAGCACGAGGAAGCACUUGGCUCAGCACGGAGCUUCGAUGGAGCUCUGCUUUUUUUGCCUCUCAGAUUGCCCAACAAGGAGACUGUGCUCCACAGCGAGACGAGGAAUGGAGAGAAGGUUCAGAUAACCGUCACCCUGACAAAUGAGCUGCCGCCCACAUCGCCAGUGUGCAUUCAGUUUUACAACAUCCUAUUCAGAAGGAUCUUGAGAAUUCUCAACAUGCAGCAGAUUGGACGCAACUACUACAACCCCAAUGAUCCACUCAACAUCCCACAGCACAGGCUGACCAUCUGGCCAGGCUACACCACCACCAUUCUGCGGUACGAGUCCUCCAUCAUGCUGUGUACUGACGUGAGCCACAAGGUGCUGCGGAGUGAGACGGUCCUCGACUUCAUGAUCAACCUGAAGAACAAGUUUGGAGAUCAGCGAUUCGCUGAAAUCUGCGCUAAGGAGCUUAUUGGACUCAUAGUCCUCACAAAGUACAACAACAAGACUUACAGGAUUGAUGAUAUCGCAUGGGAUCACACUCCAAACAACACUUUCACGAGGGGAGACAAAGACAUUUCCUUCAGGGAAUACUACAGGACUCAAUAUAGCCUGGAGAUCAAAGAUAGGAAUCAGGUGCUGCUGGUGAGCCAUGUGAAGAAGAUGAUGGGGCCUUCUGGAGGUCCUCCUCCUGGCCCGGCCAUGCUCAUCCCUGAGCUGUGCUACCUUACAGGGUUGACUGACAAGAUGCGAGCUGACUUCAACAUCAUGAAGGACUUGAACCAACAUACAAGGCUGGACCCACAACAGAGGGAGGGACGCCUCAACAGUUUUGUCUCUAAUAUACAGAAGAACACUGACGCACAUGCAGAGAUGGAUAAGUGGGGACUCAACUUUGAUAAGCAACUCCUAAAUCUGACUGGCAGAGUCCUCCCAGCGGAGAGGAUUUUCCAGGGAUCAAAAUCGUAUGAGUACAACCCCUGGCAAGCUGAAUGGACCAAAGAGAUGCGUGGGGUGCCUUUGAUCAGCUCUCCUACGCUGGAAAACUGGCUCAUGUUUUACACCCGACGUAACUGCAACGAAGCCCAGUCCCUCCUGCAGAACCUCAACAGAGUCUCGGGUCCGCUUGGCAUCCGCAUGCACAGAGCGGUCAUGAUCGAGUAUGACGAUCAUCAGGAGUCUCUUCUCAGAUCCCUGCAGCACAAUGUUGGACCCCAAACACAGAUGGUGGUGGUGGUCCUCUCCAGCAGCAGGAAGGACACGUACGACAGCGUGAAGAAGUACCUUUGUGUGGACUGUCCCUGCUUCAGCCAGUGUGUGCUCUCCCGUACUCUCAGUCGACCUCAAAUGCUCAUGACUGUGUCGACCAAGAUUGCUCUGCAGAUGGCUUGCAAGAUGGGAGGAGAGCUCUGGAGUGUGGAAAUCCCUCUCAAACAGCUGAUGAUUGUGGGCAUUGACUGUUACCACGACAUCACUGCUGGCAAAAGGUCCAUUGGAGCGCUAGUGGCCAGCCUCAACCAAAGCAUGAGCAGGUGGUUUUCAAAGUGCGUGCUGCAGCACAAAGGCCAGGAGAUCAUGGACGGACUGAAGAUGGCUUUAAGUGGUGCACUGAAGGACUAUCUGAAGUUCAACAACUGCCUGCCUUCGCGCAUCAUUGUGUACCGGGAUGGGGUGGGAGACGGCCAGCUGCACAGCGUGGUCAACUACGAGGUUUCACAGAUCCUAGACUCCAUCAAGUCCAUGGGGGACGACUACAUGCCCAAGCUGACUGUGGUGGUGGUGAAGAAGCGCAUCAGCUGCAGGCUCUUCGCCCACAUCAAUGGCAAGGUGUCCAACCCUCCCCCAGGAACCAUCGUUGACUCAGAAGUCACCCGUCCAGAGUGGUACGACUUCUACAUUGUGAGCCAGGCGGUCCGCACUGGAAGCGUCUCCCCAACUCACUACAAUGUUGUGUACGACACCAGUGGACUGAAGCCUGAUCAUAUGCAGCGGCUUACCUACAAGCUGUGUCACAUGUACUACAACUGGCAGGGGAUCAUCCGGGUGCCCGCUCCCUGCCAGUACGCCCACAAGCUGGCUUUUCUUGUGGGUCAAAGCAUCCACAGGGAGCCCAGUGUGAAACUGGACGACUUCCUCUUCUACUUAUAAUAAGGAUGAAAUGGACGAGCAAAUUUGUUCGGCUCUGACUUUAAAGUUUCCUCGUGAAGAACCAUGUUCCCAUUACUUCCUCAGUUUAAAAGUAAUAUAUUUAAGUUUGUGCCCUGUGUAUUGAGUUACGCAGUUCAAGAAGUUCAUAUUACACAUUGAAGUCUAAUGACUGGAGGUCAAAGGCUAGCGACGCUAAAAUGAUCUCUACUGUAUAAAACCUCACGAGGUCAUCCAACUCAAGCCUGACAUGAGAAAUCAAAGACUACACGUCAUUGAGUUCACUGACGUCACUACAAUAUAAGUUGACGUUGGCUUCUUUCCUUUGAGUAAGAAAAAUAUCUAAGCAAAUCUUUUAUUUUACGAGCGAGUCUCCUGGUGAUUUGUAGCGCUGGCGUCAAAGUAUCACGUUUGUGUUGAUUCAUCAUGAGUCAACAUCUAGGUAUUGUUAUAAUAAACAUUUGUGUGGUAUGUCA
This is a messenger RNA of Cottoperca gobio, 3137 nucleotides long. It is a transcript of the gene piwil1, whose product is annotated as piwi-like RNA-mediated gene silencing 1. NCBI's taxonomy places the organism in Eukaryota, Metazoa, Chordata, Actinopteri, Perciformes, Bovichtidae. Bases 97 to 2664 code for a protein of 855 amino acids. The transcript has 20 exons. Gene Ontology annotation, molecular function: protein binding; RNA binding. The record is from RefSeq and is a predicted model, not a curated record.